CCUUUCUGAGUUCAGCCAUCGCAGUAGCGUGCACGGGUGGGUUUGAUUUGAGAGUUGCGACUCGCCUCUUUCGAGAGUGAAGUUUCCCUUCUGUCCACGUUCUUCUGUUGCGCGUGGGAAUUAUUGGCCAUCAAGGAUAUGAACCCAUGUUUGCCACAUAUACUUUUCUUACAAGAAUAUGAGGGUUUCAGCCCACCAAAACAAUUAUAAUAUUUCCACCAUCAUCACCAGUUCACCACAAACUUAAAGACGAACAAACAACAGUUAUCAAUCAAUCUUCAAGCUGAAGUUGCAAUCUGUCUUCAUCUUUAAUCUAUUCCUUUGUUAUUAUCUCAAAAACUGACUUUGAGAUUGAUUUCUCGAGAUGGGGUUUUGUUUUUAUGUUGUGUUUGGUCGUAUUCGGUGCGAUUGAAGACAAUCACAUGACAUGUGAACUCAAUUGUCAAAAAAGGGCUCUUCGCAAUUCGACUCCAAUUCUGUCGUAUUUGUUAUCUCCUUUCAAAUUAAGCAAAUCAAUUCGAAUUGGGGUUUGCACCUUUUCCUUCUUUCAAGUUCUUGAAUUCGGAUUCAGCUUUAGGGUUCUUGAAUUUCGCAAAGAUGCAAAGAGUUCGCGUUUCAUCACAGCAAGUCCCAGUACAGAAAUUAGGCGAUUCCCAGAUGACAUUAUCUCCUAAAUUCAAAUUAGCAUCAAUUCAAUCUCGUCUACUCGAUCCUUUGUUGGAAUCAGAACUGAAUCUUCAAGGUGAUCCCUUAAUCCCUGGUCUUCCUGAUGAUAUUGCUUUAACUUGUCUACUCCGGCUACCAGUCACCACCCAUCCAGCCACCAGGGCAGUUUGCAAGCGGUGGUAUCAAUUAUUCUGCAACAAAGAACGAUUCUUUAGCAAAAGAAACGAAAUGGGUUUUCAAGAUCCAUGGUUAUUUGUCUUCUCAUUUCAUAAAUGUACAGGAAAGAUUCAAUGGCAUGUCCUUGAUCUUACCCAUUUUUCAUGGCACACAAUUCCACCAAUGCCUUGUGUCGAUAAAGUUUGUCCACAUGGCCUUCGAUGCGUUUCAUUUCCCUCAAACGGGUCUCUUUUCGUAUGUGGAGGUAUCAUUUUUGACGCGGAUUGCCCCCUAAAUGUAGUGAUGAAAUUCGACAUUAAGAAGAAUCAUUGGACUAUAAUGAAAAAAAUGAUCACCGCAAGAUCUUUUUUUGCAUCCGGGGUGAUAAACGAGAAGAUCUACGUGGCGGGGGGAAAUAGUACGGAUCUUUUCGAGCUCAAUUCGGGCGAAGUUAUGGACCCGAAAAACGGGAUUUGGCAUCCGAUUGCAAAUAUGCGUACAAAUAUGGCGGUUUAUGAUGCUGCGGUUCUUAAUGGGAAGCUUUUGGUGACCGAAGGGUGGUUUUGGCCUUUUUAUGUGGUCCCACGUGGACAAAUUUACGACCCGAAAACUGAUAAUUGGGAAAAUAUGGCGGAUGGGCUUCGAGAAGGGUGGACAGGGUCGAGUGUUGUGAUAUAUGGGCAUUUGUUUGUGGUGACAGAGCAUGAGAGGACAAAAUUAAAAGUUUAUGAUAUGAAUUCGGACACUUGGAAAUCGGUUGAUGGGCCUCCAUUACCGGAUAAAAUAUGUAAGCCGUUUUCGGUAAAUUGUUAUGGUAGUUUUAUUUAUGUUGUGGGGAGGAAUCUUCAUGUUGCGGUGGGUCGGAUUUUGAUUGGGAAUGGAAAAGAGAAAAGUCCGGGGUUUUUGGUGGAAUGGGAAGUGGUUGAGGCACCGGAUGGGUUGGGGAAUUUGACGCCUUCGAGUGCGCAGAUUCUAUUUGGGUAAUGUACUUUGUGUUGAUGUUGUGAUAUGUUAAAAGGUUUUAUAUGAUUUGGUUUGUGUUUAUGUGAUUAUAUUGUGAUUGUUGUUUUUGUAACGUUAUACAACGUUUCUUUUGAAUGUUAAUGAUCCUUCCUUCUCCAA
This is a messenger RNA of Lactuca sativa (garden lettuce), 1944 nucleotides long. RefSeq names its product F-box/kelch-repeat protein At1g30090. NCBI's taxonomy places the organism in Eukaryota, Viridiplantae, Streptophyta, Magnoliopsida, Asterales, Asteraceae. The record is from RefSeq and is a predicted model, not a curated record. Gene Ontology annotation, molecular function: protein binding.